AUGCCUCAUGUUAUUACUGCCACAAAACAGUUUAUUACUUUUCUUAUUCAAAAGGAUAAAGCACAAAAAAGUCACAUCACAAAUUUAAUAGAGUGUCCACAAGAUGAACUUGAGCAACAACUAGAUGAUUCAUCAGAUGACAAGCUUGAAAGAUAUUCUCGAACACGAGCCUCCCCAAAAUUGAACACUUUGCUGUCAUCAUUAUUGCCUCCAGAUCUUUUCGAAGUCGUAUUGCCAGAUUCUUCUGCAUCACCUUCUCCUCCACCAAGGCGUUUGCGAGGAUCCUUUACCAGGAGCCUAGUGAUGAAAUCUGCCACAUCUGGAGAUAAAUCUUCAGGAAUUGGGGGAUUUGUCCUCAGUAUUCUCCUGUUAUUAGCAAGAAAAGUUGUGAUGAGUUGUUUUAAAUCAUAGGAUAAGAGAAAGAAUAUUUCUAGGACUGAAAUGACGAGUUGAUCAUUUC
Molecule: messenger RNA, 460 nt
Organism: Gryllus bimaculatus (two-spotted cricket)
Lineage: Eukaryota; Metazoa; Arthropoda; Insecta; Orthoptera; Gryllidae
Source: the annotation of a GenBank genome assembly